AUGAUCGACCUGAGCCACCUGACGGAGGAGGAGCAGGGGAUGAUCAUGACGGUGCUGAAGAGGGAUGCCGAGUUGAAGGCGGCGGAGGAGGAGAGAAUCAGGAAACUGGAUCAAAUCCUGGACACUGGCUCACAGGCAGACUCUAAAAAGAAGUACCUAACUGGAGAGUGGUUUUAUGAGGCUAAGUCUCGCAGGCACAUGGACAAGAUCCACGGCUCUGAAAUCAUCCUGGCCUCCAUGAAACCCAGGAAAGCUGGUUUAGGUGUGUUCAAGUUAUUCAUCUCCAAGAAUCGAAAGAUCCAAGACACCGAGCAGUCAAGGUUCGGACAUUAUUGCUCCCCCAAAACCUGCCAGAAGUUUGGACGCACUGCAGCCACAGGAGAACAAACAAAAUCAAAUCAGAAGGACAAGUUUAAACUAGCCACCCAGGCCACCAGCCCCACUGGUGAUGAGGAGAACUCCAUUGCAAAGGUGCUGGACUGGUUCAGCCGCAGCACGGACAGCAAUGAUUGGCUGGAUACAGAUGAUGGUCCAGAGGUGAAAAAGAGCUCUAAAAAACGUGUUGAAGUCAACAAAUUUAGGGAUGAGGAUGUCGAAGAAAUAAUAAGUGAUCAAAUGAAGGAAAGUCUUGAAAUGAAGAGCGGUCCCGUACAAAGGAAUAUCAAUGAGUCUGAAGAGUUAAGAGCAAACAACAGAAUGGGCAUUAAGGAACUGUCCAAAACACAAGAAGAGAUGGAGGAGGAAACCAGAGACAGAAUGCAGUCACAGACAGAUGAAGAUAAUGAAGGAAACGAAUCACCCCAAAUCUCUCAUCUGAAGUCAUUCUGGGAGAAAAACAACUCAGGCCCGAAAAUACUUAUCAGCAAAAAAAUUAAGCCUGGUGACAAAGGACAACAACCAGCAGAGAAAGACAGGGAGAAAAUGAACAAAAGCCAUAAAGUGUCUGAUAUGCCUGGAAUAAACAAAUAUGUCCCAAGUCCUAAGGCUGAAUUUGAAAAACAGCAGGUGAUCCGUCCACAGAAAGACCCUGGAGACAAUUUACACUUGAUGAAAGGCCAGGAAAUACACAGUCUGGAGGUGGAUACUUCAAGGAAAGGGUACAAUCAUGACCCAACAUACAACCCAAAUUUUAAGUUUGCAGCAAAUCCCCAAGUUGCUGACAGAAGAGGCUCAGACACUGAGAUUUUAAGUGUAACCAGACUGAGUCCCAAGCCAAGGAAAUCCAUGGAUGCCCUACUGAGUCAAGUGUCUGAGACUGUCUCUUUCGCCAGUCCACAACUUGAUGAUGUUUUUCUACCAAGUGAAACCCAAGAGCAAGUUGAACAGUCGAAAUCUGUUCCUGUCGCUCUGCUGGAAACAGAUACUGAUUUCCACACAAGGGAAAGUCCAGAUUCUCCACUUGCUAAGGACAAAGUAAGCAGUCCUCAUUCACCCAGACAAGGUGCACCACAGCAAGAAGUUACAGCAGAGAGGAUAAAGCAGCUGAAGUCUUUUUGGGAGCAGGAGAGGAACAAGCCCAUGUUCUACUCUGGCAAACCAAAAGCUUUGGGGGAAGGCAAAGUCGCUCGUCGUGCAAAUCAGGCAAAGCUGAAUAAGAGAUUUACAAAAUCAGAGUUUGACUUGACGUCUGUUGGAAAUGAAUUUGGUAGCGAUGAGGAAGACUCUGAUAGACAUAAUCCAAAUUUCACAGUUCUUCCUUUAAAUCAGAGGAUGGAGAAGUCGUCUCCUAGCUUAGGCACAAAAAGAAUACAGUUUAAAACUCUGCGUGACUUCUGGGACGAGGCCACAUCAGAAACCAAGGGAUCCCUUCCUUAUGACAAACCCAAAAGCCCAAAAAGGAAAGAGACAAUAAAUGCCCAGUUUACAACACAGGAGUUAAGAUGUGGUGAUCCUGAGGCUAACCGUGUAUCAGCUGGGUUUGAGAAAGCAAGACCUGUUGUCAAUGAAGUAUCUUCUCCCCCUAAGAAUCGAUCAAAGUCUCCUCAGGAUAGACAGAUGGGGUCAAGAGCAGGGAAUGACAGCAGAAACUCGAAGAGCUCAAAAGACCCCAACAGAGACGACAAAUCCACAAAACCACCAAGCAGUUCAGGAAAAGAAUCACGUCUUCCAAAGAGUAGAAAAGACAGCUUUGGCUAUUCAAGUCGUAACAGUUCUAUGCGCCGUGCCACUAGCAUGUUUGCUCUAAGUGUUCCUGAUGAAAAAGAUCAAAUCAAGCUUAAAAUGGACAUCAGUCCCGUCCACUCCCAGAGCAGGAAGCUGAGACAGAACACAGAAGAAGGUUCCCUGUCCAGGCGGUCAUCAGAGGAAACAGAAUCCCCGACCCCAAGGGCAAGAGCGUACGUUCCCACAGACUACCGACAUUACCUCGGCAUGACAGAGCCAACUAGCGUCCACACGUCCCUUGUUCCAAGUCACAAGGAUGAGGGGUCAGAGGGCAAGUCUGGGUAUGACUUUGACUUGAGUGGGCCAAUGAGGGUGAGUACUCCACUGGCCUCCGAGGAGCGUCACAGCAGGAAGGGCAGAGAGACGAGUCAUCGCCCCCUGUGGACAAGCUACAACUCGGACACCGGUCAGGACUCAUCUGUGAGCAGCUUGUCAGAAACCUGGUCCGUCUCAAGGAACAGUUCCAACCGUGAUAACGACGAUGACAACCGCAACCAGGUGAGGAAGGCACUGAGGCGAGCAGAAAUACGGCCUAAAAAUGUGACUAAAAGUUUGGAAGACAUCACAGGAUCUUUAUCACCAAGACAAGAAAAAAGGCAGGAUUCAACUGAAAGACGCAUUAACAAUGUUUCAUCCAUACCAUUGCCUUCCUCGUCCUUAUAUUCGGACCCAGAGCACCUGAAGAAGAUGAGCAAAUCAGUUCCUUCAUUCUUACAAAAGGAGGAUAUUGGCACUGACUCCAACUACGGGGAAAGUAACCACAGAGGAAGUCUAAUGAGCGGCAACUCCUUCACUAACCUCACCAACUCCUCUGGCAGGGCAUCUUUGUCUUCUACUCUGAGUGGAAGUGUGAUGACCAUGUACAACGCAGACUUCUGCAAUGUGGAGGUUCAGGGAAGCAUCCAGUUCUCCAUCAACUACGUUCACAGGCUGAGAGAGUUUCACAUCUUUGUUGCCGAGUGCAGAGACUUGGCUGCAGUCGAUCCUAAAAGGGGUCGCUCAGAUCCGUAUGUCAAAAGCUACCUGGCUCCAGACAAAGCUAAUCUCGGAAAGAGGAAAACAUCCGUGAAAAAGAAGACACUUAAUCCAACUUUCAAUGAGAUCCUCAGGUAUCGAGUUCGCAUGGAGUAUCUUAGAACCCAGACGCUCAUUCUCUCCGUUUGGCAUAACGACACCUUUGGCAGGAACAGUUUCCUGGGCGAGGUAGAUGUGGACCUCUCCAAGUGGGACUUUGACCACACCCAGAUGAACUACUUACCACUGAAAGCGAGGACUACGCCCACUCUAGCACCAUCCAACGACCGAGGAGAGAUGAGACUGGCGAUACGUUUCCUGCCACAGAUCAUCCACAGCGAAGGUUUUGCAAAGAACAGUCCAAACACCGGAGAGAUUCACAUUUGGGUGAAAGAAUGCAAGAGCUUGCCUUUAAUCAGGGCCUCCAUCGACCCGUAUGUGAAGUGCUUCGUGCUGCCAGACACGAGCAGGAAGAGUCGCCAAAAGACUCGUGUCCUGCGAAGGACAGUGGACCCAGCGUUUAACCACACCAUGGUCUACGAUGGUAUCAAAGAGGCUGAUCUAGCAGAAGCCUGUGUGGAGCUCACCGUGUGGGACAGAGACAGACUUGCCAGUAACCUACUGGGAGGUCUGCGACUUGGACCUGGAACAGGCAAAAGUUAUGGAGCACAGGUUGACUGGAUGGACUCAACCCCCCAUGAGGUGGCGCUUUGGGAUCGCAUGAAGGCCACCCCAAAUGAAUGGGUUGAGGAAGUUCUCCCAUUGAGAAUGGUGAACUCUGCCAAAACCGCUUUCAAAUAAAUCAACUUAAACCAAAAAACUUUAAGACAAAGUUUCUUACUGAGAGCUAAAAUCAUGAGAAAUGAGUUGUUUUAAAGAUUCAGUGCAUUGAUUUCAACUCAGACAGGACAAGCUUUCUGAAGAUCUUAAAAAGGUCAUGAAAAAUGACAGACACUGAAGUGAAAAUGUUGAAUGAACUUGGCUUAUAUUAACAAACAUCAACAGUGAUGGGAUUUCAAACCUUGAAAAAUGAAAAAGCUGACUUACAUUGAAAAAGGAGCGAUGUUUUCUAAGGGUCUAAGACUGUCAAUAAAUCCCACUGACUUUUUUUUUACUACUUUUCAUAAAGCAAAAUAACUUUUCUACACUUACUUUUGAUUUUUCUAUAUAUAAAUUUGAAUCCAAGCCUUAAAGCUCUGGCUUUCAUAUCUGUAUGUUUCCUUUAAAGUAACCUGACUUAGACACUCAGUAAUGCACUUUUAACUGCAUUGGACCCUUCAAACAUAUUUAACAUGCUACACACUGUAUCUUCUGUCAUCUUAAAUUGUUUAUCCAGAAUAUUUAUUCCCUCUGAAAACAUUGCUAAGACACUUAGCUUGACAGUAUUGUUAAAUAGUUGAAUUUUACAGCAUCUCUGACAAGUGAUGAACUGCACUUAAUUGUUUUUAAACAGGUGGGAUUAAAGACAUUUUCAACAUCAA
Notolabrus celidotus (New Zealand spotty) is the source of this 4658-nucleotide messenger RNA. It is a transcript of the gene sytl2b, whose product is annotated as synaptotagmin-like 2b. The record is from RefSeq and is a predicted model, not a curated record. Gene Ontology annotation, molecular function: small GTPase binding; neurexin family protein binding. Gene Ontology annotation, cellular component: exocytic vesicle; plasma membrane. Gene Ontology annotation, biological process: exocytosis; intracellular protein transport. The coding region runs from base 1 to 3978 and encodes 1325 amino acids. The transcript has 15 exons. NCBI's taxonomy places the organism in Eukaryota, Metazoa, Chordata, Actinopteri, Labriformes, Labridae.